CAAAAUGGCCUUCAACUUCUUGGCAUCGGCACCAUGAGUCAGGAGAUCACCAUCAAGACGUUCUGCUCCGAAGUGACCUGUUCCAUCUGCUUGGAGUAUUUCAGAGACCCCGUGCUGCUUCAGUGCGGGCACAAUUUCUGCCACGACUGCGUUAUGAAAUACUGGAGGGAGUUUGUUUUGCAGUACAUUUGCCCCCAGUGCAAAAUGGCCAGCGGGACGGAGGGGGUUCUCCCAAACAAAUCCCUGGAAAAAUUUGCAAGGUUGCUCGAACAGCGGAAGCAGGAGGCAGGAGGCAAAGAGGCCUGCGAGAAACAUCAGGCGCCUUGGAAAUAUUUCUGCAAGAAUCACCAAGCCCCCUUCUGCAAGUGGUGUGCUGGAUCCAAAGAUCAUGAAGGUCACGUCAAGAUCUCCUUGGAGCAAGCAACCCAAGAAUUUAAGGAUUAUUUCCGUGAGCUCCUUGUUUAUAUAGAGAAUCAGAAAAGUGCAAUUCUGCAGCAUAAAUCGUCUAUAGAGAAAGAAAGCCUAGAUAUAAUCAAAGCGACACAGACCAUGAAGAAAGUGGUGGAGGAUAGGUUUGAGGAGCUACGCCGCUUUCUGAACAGCGAAGAACAUACUCAGAACAGCAAAAUCAGCGAGGUGGAGAAGAAUGCCAUCCAGAAACAGGAGGAACGAAUGGAUGAGUUGUUUUGGCAAUUCUCUUCUUGCGAUAAGAUGAUGCGAGAAUUGCAAAAGAAAUGUGGCCAGCAACCAAAUGACCUACUGCAGGAUGUAAGCAGCACUCUAGAAAGGUGUAAAAAGAAGGAGAUUCUGCAACAUCUCAAGCUUUUCCCUCCUAAGAAUCGGUGGGAACUAUGGAACGUAUGGGAUGCUAACAUCUUUCUGAAGAAAGCCUUCAAGCAAUUCCAAGUUUUUGGGGAAACACAGGGUUUGCUUCCAAGAUUGCUCCCCCAACCGUCAUGCUUGCUUAUCUGCAUCUUUUACUUCUUCCCUCCUCCAGCGGUGAUAACUUUAGACAAGAAGACGGCUCACCCUCUACUCCUCCUAUCGACAGACUGCAAAAGCGUGACGCUGGGAAACGAGGAGCAAUCGUUUCCAAAGAGUCGUAAGCGAUUUGACACGAGCCACAUUGUGCUGGGCUGCGAGGAGUUCAAGAAGGGCCGGAGCUAUUGGGACAUUUCCAUGGGCCACGAGGGGGACUGGACAGUGGGCGUGGCUCAAAAAUCUGUGAAGAGGAAGAAUACCAUCUCCAUUGAGCCCAAAAGUGGCAUUUGGGCCAUCGGGAAGCGUGGCAGUGACUAUUUUGCUUUUGAAACUCACAAUUGUUCUCCGCUGCAACCCAAUCAGGAGCCGAGAAAGAUUCGGGUCUUUUUAAAUUACCCCGGGAAGCAUUUGUCUUUCUUUGACGCCGAUGAAGCAACAAUACUUCAUCAUACCUACACAAACACAGCCUCCAAAGAGGCCUUUGUUCCUUUUUUUCACCUCUCUCACAAGGCUGUUCUCACCCUGACCCCCUAAGUUGACUGGAAGGAAGGAUGUUGGUGGCUUUUAAAAGCCUCGCACUCCAAUUUCCAUGACGCAGCCUUACAAAGGAGACAAGCAACACAUCAACCACACUUUUAGUUUGCCUUUUUUUUUAAAUUUUGGAUUCUUAUCCGAAUCUAAUUCAUUCAAAACACCAGCUUCUUGCUUCUAACCAAGGAGCUUUCCAAAGGACUUUUUUU
Thamnophis elegans (Western terrestrial garter snake) is the source of this 1721-nucleotide messenger RNA. Its product is annotated as E3 ubiquitin-protein ligase TRIM39-like. NCBI's taxonomy places the organism in Eukaryota, Metazoa, Chordata, Lepidosauria, Squamata, Natricidae. The record is from RefSeq and is a predicted model, not a curated record. The transcript is spliced from 6 exons. Gene Ontology annotation, molecular function: zinc ion binding; protein binding. Bases 34 to 1515 code for a protein of 493 amino acids.